Messenger RNA from Rotaria sp. Silwood1, 423 nucleotides. The record is from the annotation of a GenBank genome assembly. Lineage: Eukaryota; Metazoa; Rotifera; Eurotatoria; Philodinida; Philodinidae.
AUGCAACAUAUAAUUACAUCACAAUUUGAUGUUUCAUGUCAUAUGGCAUUACAACUUAGCGAAUGUCUUCUUGAAUUAAAAAGUUUCGAUGAAUCUAACAUAAUGUCUCGACAUCUCUAUUUAUAUCAUACAAAAAAAUAUGAACUUGGUGAAACGAUGAAAUUUAUCUAUGAAAAUUUGAAAGAUAAAAUACAAAACUAUCAUGAACAUUUAUCUGUUUGUCGUGAAGAUUUUCUUUUUGAUCAAUUGACUAUUGAUGAAACUGUUAAAUUAACUGAUAAAAAACUUGGUGGUUAUACAGGUGGAUGUGGUCCAGCUCAUCGUUCAUUUUUCCUUGCACUAUGUCCAUGGAUCGAUGAUGAUGAUCUAUAUAAUAUAUCAAAAAAAGAAGCAACAUUAACUUAUUUUAAUCCAUUAGCAUGA